AUGGCACGCAUUCAACUGUUCAGUGAUGACGGACUGGAGGAACUUGAAAGGACAGUAGAUCCUGGCACCACAUCAUCGGUCUUUUCAAAUCUUCGCCCCGACACAAUAUACACAAUGAUUGUCGUAUCAGAUGAUGCAGUUGUUUCUUCAGAUACCCGAAAGACAAAUCUUCUUGAUGGAAUUUCUGCAACCAUGGUCACUUCCGACUCAGUUCAACUGACAUGGAACGUAGUGGGAACGGCAACGUCUUACGAAAUUUCAUUCAUAAGUCAGGAUACGACGACUGCAGAACUUAACACGUCUAUCUCGGCGGGUCAGUCUAUGGCCUUAGUUCAGAAUCUACAACCUCAGACGCUGUACACCUUCUCUAUUGUUGCUGUCAUUGGGACAACACGAAAUAAUGUUGGUAGUGUGACUACUGCCACAGAAAACGCAAAUGAAUCUCCCGUCUUGAGCAACUGCCCAAAUGACACAGCCGCCGUACUGCCAGAUACAUCAUCGUUCGUGUCUGUGACGUGGACACCACCAACUGCAACAGAUGAUGAUGGGACGCCUACAGUGUCUUCAACUCAUCAACAAGGCAGUCUGUUUGAAUAUGGGCUAACAUAUGUUACAUACACAGCUGUGGAUACUGAGGCUCUCACUGCCAAUUGCUCGUUCACUGUCAAUGUGACAGAUACAACACUUCCGGUUAUCAACAAUUGCCCAGGAACAGUACCUGCCCUGUUAAUACCAGGUGACAGUUUGGUUGAGGUGUUGUGGACUGUGCCAACGGAAGGAGACAAUUCAGGAUUCGUCACUUUAAUGUCAACACACAGCCCUGGUGCAGCAUUUCCUCUCGGAGACACACCAGUUACCUACACCGCUGUGGACGCAGCAGGGAAUACCAUGGCAUGCAUCUUCAACGUAUCGGUAACCCCAGCCCGAUCAGUCCUCUUCGCGAUUAAUCUCGAGGUUCAAGAAACCCUAUCUCCACCAUCGCAAGAAGAGCGAUUCCUGCUCGAGCAAGGCAUCGAUGCAUUAUGGUCUGACGCCGUGAAUAAAUAG
This is a messenger RNA of Lytechinus pictus (painted urchin), 1047 nucleotides long. Its product is annotated as hyalin-like. NCBI's taxonomy places the organism in Eukaryota, Metazoa, Echinodermata, Echinoidea, Temnopleuroida, Toxopneustidae. The transcript is spliced from 5 exons. The record is from RefSeq and is a predicted model, not a curated record. Gene Ontology annotation, molecular function: protein binding. Bases 1 to 1047 code for a protein of 348 amino acids.